GUAACUCUAUAUUUUAAAGGACAUUCCGGGUAUUAAUAAAACAAUACCGAUUUUAAUAUAAUCCGUUUUUGAUCCGUAUAAUUUCGCAAGUAAAAAUUAUAUGCUAAUCGCAAUUUAAUCCUCCAUUCCACCCCGUAUAGGGCCAAAAAAAAGGGUUGUUUGUAUCGAAUCCAACUCCUAGGCAACGUUUCGAUCAAACCAAAACCAACACAAACAAAUUAGAACAACUCGUGUCAUUAACCUCGUAAACAUUUUCGCCAGCAGGACCAAAAACCGAAAGCAAAAAUGGACUGGAAAUACAUAUUAUCCUUGAAUCCAGACGAUCUAAACGACGACGAAAAGGACGAAUUGUACAGUACUAUAACGUGGUUCGAUUGCGACAACGCCAAUUUGGACAACGACAAAUACAAAGCAUUUAUAAGGGCGUGCCAAGAGAUCCUAAAGUACAAAGGCGAGCAAGUGGAAACGCUGCUACACGAAUUGGAGGAGAUGGCCGUCAAACAAGCCGAGGAAGAGGCCAAGCGGCAAGAGUCCGAAGCCGAUUUGAGGAGCUCCAAAUCCAGGAAAUCCAGCUCGAUCGAAUACGAAAAUUUGGAACAGAAAUACGCCGAAACGAAAGCGAAAUUGAAAAAGAUCAACAAAAUCAACGAGAAACAAGUCACCGAAAUCGACAAGUUAAACAACAAAGUCAAGCUGUUGGAGCAGGAGAACAAGCGGCUCAGAAACGAGCUGCAAUCGAGACCUCAGGACGGCAUCGAUACCGAAUCGGACACAUCGGAAACGAUCAAAGACAAACAGAAGGAGUUGGCGGAGACUUUGCACAACAAAAACAGGCAAAUAUCGAGUUUACUGCGCGACAUAGAAGACGUAGAAAAAGAAAACGCCAUCUUGAGAGACAACGUGGUGAAAUUGAAGGAAGAAUUAUCAGUAGCCACUCGAGAAAUCGAAUCCACAACGGAACUAUUGAAAAACAAACAAUCAACAAUCACUCGAAACGAAGAAACCAUCGAACAACUAACCGAGCAACUUGAAUCCACCAAAACCGAACUAGAAUCGAUACGAAACGAACGAACCAUCGACCAACAACAAUCGAAUCAAACAAUAACCGACCUAACCAACAAACUCGCCCAAUUACAACAAGAGUUAAACACGAAGCAAGAACAACUCCUCGAGCAAGCGACCGCUUCGCACGAACCAUCGGUUUCCACCCAACCGAAGGAGCCGAAGGACCAGCCGGACGCCGCCCGAACGGGCGACAAGGUCCACUCUCGCCUGGCGGCCCUGCAGAUGGCCUUGAACGACAGGGACGGGCAGCUCGCCGAGGUGCGGGGCCAGCUGCGGCUGGCCGCCGGCGACAUGGACGAGGCCGCCGAGAUGAUGGCGGAGCUGAAGGCGCUGAGGCGGCGCGACGAGGAGAGGGCGCGCGAGCUCGACGAGGAGGCGGCCGAGUCGAGGAGGCAGGCGAGCCGCUCGCACGAACGGUGCAGGAAACUGCAAGACGAUUUGGCGUUCGUCGAGGACAGCCUGAGGAUUAAAAACGAUGAGUUAAAAGAGAUUUUAAACAAGAUGCGCGAUAACGGACAAACCGACUUGGCCGUCAACUUGAACAAAAUAGACGAAUUGAAAACCGAUAAUAGACUGAAAGAGAAGCGUAUAAUCGAUUUGGUCAAGACCGCCAACAAGUUACAAGACCAAUGCGAUCUACUGGCAAAAGAAAACUUUUCUCUAAGGGCGAGUUUAGGAAUAUCCGAAGAGGAAUCGGUAGACACGUCAACGUACAACGCGAAAUAUAAACGUCUAAAAAAAGAAAUAGAACAUUUAAAACACAAGCUAUCUAACAAAGAAGAAACGAUAUUGCAAUUAAAAACCGACAUCCACAAUCGGCGCAAAGACGAACACACCGACACCGCCCGGAAUCUAAUCGAAGAAAACGAGGCGCUAAGACUGGGCCUACACGAAAUCAUGGAAACCAUCCAGAACAAACGCACGCGACUCGACAUCAAAUCGGAAACGCUGGAAAAACUGCUGAGAACCUUAGACGUCAAACACGCGGCGGGCUGGUAUCACCCAGCGAUGAGGCUGCAAGCGGAGCUGCAUAACCUGGAAGGCGUCAACGCCGAACUGAGGCAACAACUCCGAGAAGCCAGGCGACAAUCGCCCGAAAUCCCCGAAACCGAGUCCAUCCCACAAAUCGAAGAAACCCUAUCGGAAAACGUCGAAGAUUCCGUCGAUAAACUGCUCGAUCGUACCGCAAACAUCGACUUUAUCCGUCGGCAAGUCGCUUUGUGGUUGCGACGAGCGAAAGACGAAUCGGCGGCGCUGCGCGAGGAGUCGCAAUCGCUGCGGCGCGAGCACGAAUCGGUGCUGGAGAAGCUGAAGAUACUGAUGGGCGAGACGGACGAGGAGAAAAUCCGGAAAAUCAACGAGGUGAUCGCGACGAACGCGCGCCUCAACAGGCAAGUGGUGCAUUUGGAGAACGAGAGAAACGCCGCUUCGACCAAAAUCGACGAAUUGCAGAUCGACGCGAACGAAUCGAAGCGAAAGUACGAGAAGAACCUGAUGGAGUUGCGCUCGUCCAACGAAAAUUUAACCACUAAACUACAAAUUGUUACCAACACAAACUCCACGAUGGUCGCUUACGAAGUUCACAAACGACUCGAGGAGGAUCUAAACGAAUUGACUGCGAAGCACAGGAAUUUAUUAGCCAGCGUUCGAUUAGACGACGAUAAUAAAAACCACCAAAUCGACGCACUUACCACGACAUUAAACUGCUUAGAAACCGAUAAAAACGAAUUAAUAAAGCAACUGGUCGCUCUCAAAACCGAACACAUCGCCUCCUCCAACCGAUCCGUCGACGAAUCGCUGGAGAAACUAGCCGGGGAAUUGUCGCGAAGGGAAAUUGGCGAGCAAACGCAACGCCAGCGCGCCGAUCACGUCACCAACCUCUACGAAUUGGUCAAAGACCAGCUGGACAAGGCCGAGGAACGGUUCAAAGAAAUCAACAAAUUCAACGAAGAACUCGUGAAGAAGAACCUCGACCUGCAGGAGCAGCUCAAAAGCAACGAAGAGAAAUUGUGCGACUACAUACAAACCACCAUAUACAAUCGACUCGUCGACACCAACAACGCUCUACUUACAACGCAACGAGAACACAUCGAAAAAAUCGACGAAUUGUCGAGGGAAUUGGACGAGGAAAAGCGCCGGAAGGGCAUCGAGAAAACGUGGAACGACGACAAAGAGCAGGAGCUGUUCAAUCUGAGGCACCGCAUGGUGGAUUUGAUCGCCACGUCGGACGAUAAGGUGGUGAUUGCGCAGCUGAGCGCCGACGUGCUGCGAAACAGGCGCCUGGCCGAGUUCUACAAGAGCAAUUUGGCCGCUCUGGAUCGCGAUUUGGAGGCGGAGGCGAGCGCUAGGCGCGCCGAUCGCGGCCGAUUCGACGAGGCGAGGCGAGCCUUCGACGAACGGGAGGCGGCGUUGACGAAGAAAAUCGACGAUUUGUCGACGUUGCUGGGUCGACAGAGCCUCAGGUUCUACGGUUGCGCGCCGUUGGCGAGCGAGGAAACGCGCGUCGGUAACGUUCUGAUGGUGUACAGGCAAAAGUACGAAACUUUCCGAGCCUUGCAGAAGGCCAAAGAGCUGGAAAACGAGGCUCGCUUGGCCAAGGAAACGCUGGAUUUGGAAUUGGAAUGGACGGAGAGGCGGAAAGGCGCCCAAUCGGACGAUCACAAGGACGAUUACAGGAACACCUCCAAUUGGAUGCAAGAGAAGAAAAAUUACCAGAUAAGCGAGUUGCGGCUGAAGCGCCAGAUGGAGUUCAAGGAGUUGCAGCUGCAACACUACGUGGAGCGCGUGCGCGUCCAGGACGAGCAGCUGCAGAAGCUCGACCAGGAGCUGUUGCGCGCCUACGAAGCCGACGAGGCGCGGCCGGCGCGAGACGUCGCGACGCCGACGCCGACGCCGCGUCGUCCGCUGCAGCGGUCGGUGUCGGUGCAGGCGCAGAUCGAGUCUUCGAACGCUGUGAAAUUGACCAAGGAGCUGAUGGAUUUGAACGAGGAGCUGUCGCAGAGGGACAGGGAAAUCGAGGGAUUGAAGCGUAAAAUUGGGGAAUUCGAGGCGACGGUGGGGGCUUUUAGGAAGCAGAUUGCCGACAAACAGAGCCAGAUCGGUUUCUACGAGCGGCACAUCGUCGAAUUGCAGAAUAAAAAGGACCCGGUGCAACAGAACCAGCACCAAAACGACGGCGCCGGUGGCGAUAACGUUGGAGUCACUAACGCUAGCGAAGAGGUGUUGGUGUUGAAGACCACGCUCAAAACUCUACAAGACACCGUCCGAACCAAAGACGAAGAAAUCAUCAAAUACCAAACGCUACUAAAAACCGACAGGGACAAGCACAGCCUGGCCGCCGCUUCGCUACAAGACGAACUCCAGAACCUCCAAAGGCAGCUAACCGACGAAAAACAACGCGUCAAAAGCUCGGAGGCGGCGAGGCCGAGCCGGGCGGCGGUCGAGCAGUACGUGGGCCAGGUGCACGCGCUCGAACGGCACGCCGCCGAGCUGCACACGAAGCUGACGGCCGUCGAGGCGCAGCUGCGGUCGAGCAGAGAGGAGACCGGGCGAUGGCGGGCGAUGGCCAACGAUCGAUUGGCCGCCAUGGAGGAGCUGAGGAAGAAUUUGGACGAGCAACACCAGUUGGAGAUGGACGUGUUUAAAUCGGACGUGGAGAAGUUGAAGGAAAUCGGUAACGAUGAGGUGAAUAGUUUGAGGCAGAUGGUGUUGAGGCAGAAGGGCGAGUUGACUGGUCGAUUGGAUUCGGAUAUACAGCGGUUGAUUAGAGAAAAGGAUGCGAAAAUACACGAGAUGAUCGUGAAAUGUCGGCAAAUUAAGUCUGUUAAGAAACCGGAGCCUCGAGAUUUGGAAUUGGCGACGAAACACGCCGAUUCCGACGAAGUCAAACAGACGUUGCUCAGGGAAAACGAAACGUUGCGAAGGAAAUUCGAGCAGGCGAUGAAUAAAGAGAAGACCCAAAGGGAGGAGAUCAACAACUUGAAGUUCCAGCUCAUGAAGAAACCCAUUAGCGCCCGAAGCGACAGAUCGGAGAAAUCUUUGAAGGAGCAAUUGCAGAAGAAAAUCGCCAAUUUGGAGAAGGAAAACGGCGAUUUGAGGCGACUAAUCGAAGAACGGACGGUGAUUAACGAAACCCAUCGGAUCCAAGCCGGCGAGGACUUCAACAAAUGGAAGAAAAUGAAGAACCUGCAACAAACCGUCGACAAAAUGAAGAACAAACUCAAAUUGAAGGACAACGAAUUCGAGAAGCUCCAACAAACCGCCGCCGCGUACAAAUUGGUAACGGAGAGAUUGGAGCGCGAGAAGCGCAACUUGGAGAACAGAGUGAAGAAUUUGAAAUCGUCCGAUGCGGACGCCGCCGAAACGGAAAUACUCAAAAUGGAGAACCGACGUCUGUCGGACGAUAUCGAAGAGUUGAAGGGCAAGAUGGAGGCGCAACGACGCCACGCCGGCGCCUUGGGGGCCUCCAUGUUGCAGGAGAAAUUGGAGGCCCAAGAAAGGAAAAUCGCCGUAUUGGAAUUGGCGACAAAGGGUCCUUCGGAGUUGCGCGGCGAAUUGGAGCGUUUGCACGCGAGCAAUUCGCAUUUGCAAAAGGCCAACGUGCGGCUGGAGGCGGAGAAUUUGGACCUGAAAUUGGACCUGGAGAAGUGCGACAAGGAGGUGCCGUCGCUCAGGCGGCAAAUCCAGCAUUUGGAGAAGUACGUGGAGGCGUUGAAGGCCGAAAAGGAGGAAAACGUCGAGCGGUACAACGAUGGAAGGGAGGGGAAGAAAUCGUCGGAAUUGGAGAGGACUGUAUUCGUGUUGAAGAGGGUCGUGGAGAAAUUGCAAAUUGAAAAUAAGCGGUUGGUUAACGGGAAGAGACCGUUAAUCGAUAAAUCGCCCGCGAUGGAGAAGCUGAAGCGCGACUACCUGCGAUUGAAAGAGCAGCAUGCGCAGUGCUCGAAGAAAACGUCCCGUCUCGAAAUGAGGGACGCGGAAUCGAAGAAGUCUUCGAAUAGAGAGGAGGAGCUGUCGAAGGAGCUGGACGAGGUGAAGGAGCAGCUCGAAUUGAAGUCGGGGCUGUUGGAUAAGGUGAAGAUAUUGCUUCACAGGGCGGCCGCCAAGGAGAAGAGUUUGAUGCAAGAGAUUUCCGAGUUGAAGCUUCAACGUGCGAACGUGGAUGAAUAGAUGUUGGUUCCAUCGGAUACGGCGCCAUUUUUUAUAUAUUAUUUUAUACGUGUAUAUUUUAAGAUUAAACUAUUCAUUUUAACUCACCUAAGCGUUUUGAAUAUUUCUUUAAAUUACAUCACUCUUUAUACACUUUGCUUCAUUUCAGAUUGCAAUAUGGUCAUAUCUGUGUGUUGAACAAAGAAAGAUGACAGUGGUCAGAGUGUUUGCAAUAACACAAAUGACCGAAUAGCCCUGGCAGCUGAGGCCAAAAAUAUACGAAGAAGUAGACAUUAAUACAAAUGUAACUCUUUCAUUUCUUCUAUAAGUAUCUAAUGAAAAUUGUCUUUAUCGCACCUGUAGUCUAUAUUGAAAUCUAAAAUGAAACAAACUGUUCAAUUUGGUACUUAAUAAUUAAUUUCGUACAAAUGAAUGAUAGAACGACG
This is a messenger RNA of Phyllotreta striolata, 6656 nucleotides long. NCBI's taxonomy places the organism in Eukaryota, Metazoa, Arthropoda, Insecta, Coleoptera, Chrysomelidae. The record is from the annotation of a GenBank genome assembly.